AUGAGUGAGAACAGUCCAUCUGUGACUAUGACCCCCUCAUGUGAUGACAUCACCAGCCACCAACAAAUUCAACACCAUCUCUGUAGCUGUCACCACCACGACGAGUGCUGCUCCCAUCACCACCACGACGAGUGCUGCCCCCGUCACCACCAUGACGAGUGCUGCCCCCAUCACCACCACGACGAGUGCUGCCCCAUCACCACCGACGACCACCACGAGUGCUGCCCCCAUCACCACCACGACGAGUGCCCCCGUCACCACCAUGACGAGUGCUGCCCCAUCACCACCACGACGAGUGCUGCCCAUCACCACCACGACGAGGGCUGCCCCCAUCACCACCACGACGAGUGCUGCCCCCAUCACCGCCCUGACUCCACAAGCUCCAGGGUUUACACCCAAUACAUUUACAAACAAUCACUGCCCUCCCAUCAACACCAUUCAUGCGCCUCAUUAUAUCGAGGCACCUGUCCAUAUUUUCAUCAUCAACAUGGCCUUCUACCUCAACACCAUACUGAUGACCAAAGUGUAGAUCUGCAUCUACCAAAUCAGCUAUCUCAUCACCGCCCGCUCCUUCUUACCACACUACUGGUAACUUUAUUCUUCAACCAACUCACACUGUGCUGGCCACUUGCUGAAGGUAGUCCAGUGGAGGACGUCUACCAACACUGGCUAAAGAAAGGUGACAAGUCACUGAGGGCAGUGAGCAGUGACCUCAUCCUCCGGCAACAAGAAAUAGCCUCCAGUACCAUCAGUGUUGAGGUCAUGGUCGACACCCUUACUAUCCAGGUCAUCAUUAAUGGCAAACAGGUGUUACGGCAACACAACAAAACGACACGCACGUCCCCCACUCGGUACGCGACUGCACACAGGGGAGUGCACGUGAUAGCAGUACACCCACACCGAGGUACACCCACCCUCACCACCUACUACCGUACCUGGCAGCCGAGGGCCACCAAGGGCCUUGUUCAGACCCUCACCAGCCUCCAACCUGGUACCCUCCUUGUCCUCGCUGCUCCUGGAGACUGGCGAUAUUUUUUCGACAAUGAGACCAAUGACUUUUUGGAGGAGUUCCUGGGAGGGUGGUGGGUGGGCAAUAUGUGCCAUGGAGAGAUGUGGGUGGGGGUGGCCACUGUGAGUGGCCCACUGUGGGGUGAGGCAGCCACCACCCACAGGAACUACACAUCUGGCCCAUCGACACCCCUCUGGCUUGAGGUUGAGGUGCCCAGAACUCCGCCAGUACGGGCAUGUGCAUGGUACGGCCAGCCAGAGCUGCAGGAGCGAGCUGCCUUCUGUGAGAAGUACGAGGGAUAUGGGGACUGGUGCAGUUGCCACCACCCUACUACUAUUUCUCCUGCCCAUGCAUCCCCGGCCCCACUGGUCAUGAAGGAAACUAUCCCCAUCGUCAUCGUCACCUCUAGACAUCAGUUCAAGGUUCUCCGGCAGUUGCAGCAGCUGUGGAAUCAAGCUGGGGGAGGUAGCACACCCAUCUUGCUGGCCGUGGACGGCUAUCAGCAGGAGGCACAGGAUUUUGCCAAGAUUGUGGGACUGCCGGCGCUGUACCACCUCAACCCUGCUACACCGGGAGAAAAAGUUCGCAUCAAUGAGCACAUCAAAUUUGCAAUCUUCCAGACAUUCAGCUAUUACCCAUCUGUGGACAAAAUUAUUAUACUGGAAGACGACUUGAUCCUGGCACCAGACUUCAUCAGUUACUUCCAUCAGACAGCACCACUUCUUGAUGCAGAUGACACAAUUUUUUGUGUAAAUGCCUACAACUACAACAGCUUUAAGCCGACGGCCAUAGAUGCAUCUCGCCUCUAUCGUGAAGAUGUCUUCCCUGCCUAUGGCUGGAUGGUUACACGCCGAUGGGCACACCAGGUCCUACCACAGUGGCCCAAGAGGAGUCAUGAAGUGGAUUGGGACUGGUACUUACGCGGGGUUGUGCAAAGCGGACGUGAUGUGGUGACACCAGAGGUACCCAGGACCAUGCAUGACGGUAGUGGUGGCGUCCACGUCACUGGCUGGGAGCAAGCAGGUUUCUUUGACCGCCGUGCAUUUAACUCUGAUCCCCAGGCAGUCCUCAAUAUUUCUUACUUGACCCAUGAUGCAUAUGAGUCAUUCCUCGAGAGAGAACUGCAGACUGCCACAUUACUGAAGAUUCAGGAACAUCCUUGUAUCAAGGAGUACAUCCCCAAAACUAAGGUUGGAAGCUUCCUGGUGUACUACUAUGGGGAGACGGAGAAGGACGAUCACCUCAGUUACUUCACCCUUGUUGCGUGUUUUGGUGGUUAUGAAAAAGGACGUUUUGAGCAUCAUCACUUAAUGCAUACUUUAGGUUAUUAUGGUAAUGCUGUCUACAUUGUUGCCUGUCCUGGAUCACCUUACUGCAAAGUGAAGAGAGAAGACUAUAAGAACCUUGUUUACCAGGCAAGUGAUAAUGACACACGUAUAUCAAUGCUGCACAUGGACAAGGUCUUACUGCCACAAAUGACCCCAGUCGUGCACAUCAGAUACACCCCAGAGUAUCUAGACGAAGAGUUUCUUUUGGAUAAUUAUUAUAUAAUAAAUCAACCACCGAGUUUCAGAGAGAUACACUGAGAAGAAAUCUUGGUUACUGUUGAAUGUAUCAUAAUAUCAUUCAGUCAUCUGCUGUAUAUAUUUUAAGAUAAUUUGUUCUGUUGUGUGUGUUAGGCACACCUCUUCCAUUGCUGUGGGCACUUUCCUGGUAUACUAUAAAGAACAGCUCUUUAAGAGGCCAGUACAUUAUAACAUGGUCCCAAUAGAGAUGCAGUCAUGACAUCACUGUUUCUUACCUAUCAGUAAUAUAUUAGGACUUAAUUGAGCAUCAGAAAUAACAUUACGUAUACACAUGGUAAAUGUAUUAGAAUAUUUUAAAAAUAAAUAGAAUAAUUUUUCAUACACAGUGCAAUAAUUUACUGUAUACUGUACUCACUACUGCCUCAGUCUGAGUCAUGACUUCUCACACAUCAUAACAGUGCACUGCACCUCACUACCUACUACACUCAUUUACGUGAAUUUUUUAUGGAGCGUAUGUAUUGUUUUUACAGGAAUACUUGAAGGUUUAAGCAGCAAGUAAAAUUAUGUAGAGUACUGUAUGUAUUUUAAGAAAUACGUAUAAUGAAAAAAAUUCCCAUGAAAAGAACUACACUUGUUCAUUGAAUACUGUACAGUGGUUUAACCAGAGAUGCUGUAGGCCUAACGAGAGGUUACUAAGUAGGUUAGGUACUAAUUAAGUUGUUCAAAAACUUGGUGAGUUUCCUUACAACAAAAGGAUAUGAUGUUUUUGGUCAGACUCUUAAGUGUAGUCACUGAGGGAGUACUUUGGUAAACAGAUCAUUUAACUUUUCCAUUCAGCUAUAAAAUGUUAUUUCAUAUUUAAAUUCUUUUAUAUAUUGUACUAUUUACUUCCAUGUAGUAGUUAAUAAUUCAGUAUUGUUUUUCCUUGUACAUGAUUUUGUGCCAAAGUUUUGUUUAUGAAUGUUAAACAACUUAAAGUAUUACAUGUCCUUAUAUUUAUUUUCACAGGUACAAGUAUGUUCUCUAUUACAAUAAGAUACAAAUUCCACUAAAUUAUAAAAUCUGAAUAAAAUUCGGUUAAGUUGA
Molecule: messenger RNA, 3621 nt
Organism: Homarus americanus (American lobster)
Lineage: Eukaryota; Metazoa; Arthropoda; Malacostraca; Decapoda; Nephropidae
Product: protein O-linked-mannose beta-1,2-N-acetylglucosaminyltransferase 1-like
Exons: 14
Coding region: 1-2595 (864 amino acids)
Biological process (GO): protein O-linked glycosylation via N-acetylgalactosamine
Cellular component (GO): Golgi membrane
Molecular function (GO): beta-1,3-galactosyl-O-glycosyl-glycoprotein beta-1,3-N-acetylglucosaminyltransferase activity
Source: RefSeq, a predicted model, not a curated record